GUCGUCUACAAUCGGAACUUGGAACGACCGGCUUCCAAGUCUUCGCAAGCUCAUCGUGAUUUCCUAGCAUUUUAGAUCAAGCUCUCAUGCUCGAUUCACAAAGAUCGAGUGGCAUGAGGGACCGCUCGCAAGCGCUCGUAUCCUAGGAUUGUGCGUCCCACCUCAGGUUAUCACUAUCACUCAACUUCCACGGUGGCCUGCACGAGCUUUCCAUGCUGCAUCAUUCCGUCUAAGUAUAUCAGCUUCCCAUCGUCCUCGUUCCCGCUAUUACUAGUUAGACCCCAUUCUGGUGACCUAUCAGUCCCUAGGAUGUCUCGUUCUCGCCGCUCAUGAGAGUGUGAUCUGACUCGUAUGGGACCCCAUGCUCAACAUUCCUUCGAAAGAGUUCUCCCAAUGAUCGUGGCGCUGAAAUGCUAGGAUAGCUGUAGUUGGGUUUGGGUUGUAAUUGAUGACUGCUGAGGGAUAUAUAUACGCAGUGCGCUUUGUGACUGAUAACAGAGUGCGCUCGUACCCUUCAACAUCCUCAGUCGCACCACCACUACCACCACUCUAUAUCUAUCUCAGAGCAAAAUGGCACGUACAAAGCACGGUUGGGCAGACGAGGUCGAGCGCACGCCGAGUCCUCCGCCUGCGCCCCCUGUGGAACGCAGUGAGGAGGACGAAGCGCUAUACCAGAAAUCUAUCGUCCAGCAAGAUCGCAAGCUGCUUCGGCAUCAGAUAUGGUCUAGAGACGACAGCAGAUAUAUUCCCUUCGACCCAGAAUCGUAUAAGCCCCCGCCCAUCCCGCCGAAAGACGAGAAAAACUAUUUUUAUAUCAAUUCAAGGAGGCAAAGACCGGCUCACGAGCCGUCCAUCGUUCUUAGCGACUUCAGUGAUACGCUCGUCACAUAUCUGAGGGUCGCAUAUGGAGACCAGUUCUAUUCCCCAGACCCCGAAAAGAACCCCGAAGAUUUCUUCACCGAGAUCCAUCGCAAGACCUUCCGGAAGACACUGGAGAAAGCGAAGAUGGCGCUGGAUGCGGUGGACCCGGAAGAGCAGAAGGAGGUCGCUGUGUCAUUGGGGUAUCUUGAUGCGAAACUGCCGGACCAUGAGGACGAGGAGACGGUGCAGUUCUUGAAGGACCUCGUGGAGCAUCUUCCGGUGCUGAACGACUACCUCGAGGAACAAUUCGAGCCUACUGCAAAAGAGCUCGAACUAUGCAUCGCGUACGGCAACAUAUCAUUCGACCUGCUCAAGUACCUCUUCACUCCAGGAGAUGAACUGACGACGAUCGACAUGGGCGGAAAGCGAAUCGUGUUCGUGCUGCAAUCGACGUCUUAUCAUUCGUCGUUUUCGGGUCGGUACUUCGAUCUGCGGGGUCAUGGGUAUGAGUGGGACGGGACAGCAUAUACUACAUACAGUGUGUCAAGGCAGAUACAAGAUUUCACAGGUACGGAGGCGAUCGAUGGACUGAGUUGUCAACAUACGACAGCAGCUAUCAACGCAAAAUUGGCUGAGAGAGGAGAGCUCUAUACGUCGUAUGCCGGUGUGCAUUAUAAGCUCGCUAGUGGAGCUAGAGUCAUCAUCGACGGGCGAGGCUAUCGGGAGCAAGAUGGCUACAGUCGUUCUCCAGACGAGGAGAUCCAGACCUUAGAUCCAGAACUACUGCAUCUUCUUCCACCCUUCCAAUACGGCUUCGACCUCAAGAAGAAGGAAUGGGGCCCUUACCUCGUCGAAGACUUACAGGAGGUCAAGUUCGACGAGAAUGCCUGGGACCAUCUCGUGCUCGAUAGCGAUAUCAAGACACUCAUCCGCUCUCUCGUUCAAGUCACGCGGAACUCUACUUCUGCGACGGCGCUUGUGCAGGAUGUCAUCAGUGGAAAGGGUGGCGGCCUCAUCGCGGUACUUCACGGGCCUCCGGGUACAGGAAAGACUCUGACCGCCGAAGCUGUGGCCGAACAUCUUAAACGUCCGUUAUACAUGGUCGGAUCAUCGGAGCUCUCGACGAACUGCUCGGAUUUGGAGGAUAACUUGAAAAGGAUUCUGAGUCUGGCCACUGCAUGGGAUGCAGUUCUGCUCAUAGACGAGGCAGACGUGUUCUUGGAGCAGCGCAGCUUGCAUGAGCUCGAGCGUAAUGCCCUAGUCUCGGUCGCACUCCGUCUCCUCGAAUACCAUCGCGGCGUCCUCUUCCUCACGACUAACCGGAUCAAAGCCUUCGAUGACGCGUUCUUGUCCAGGUUUUCCAUCGCUGUGAAAUACCCCGAACUCGACAAGCCCGCACGUCUCGCCGUGUGGAAACGGUUCUUGGCCAUGGCUGGCCAAAAGAUCCACGAAGGGCCAGCGCCGGCUGGUGCCCUCGCCAUCGAAGAAAAAGAUUUGGAUGCGCUUUCGGAGAAGCCUUUCAAUGGCCGGACGGUGAAGAACUUGGUUCGGACAGCUCAGGCGCUGGCGCUUUCGAUGCAAGAGUCGUUGGAAAUCAAGCAUAUCAAUGUUGUCGUACGGGCGCAGGAAAAGUUCUUGAGAGAGUUUGCGACGUAGAUUGUGGAUGGGCAGGAAUAAGCAGGGCAAUUAAUUGGAAGAAGAUAUACAGACUUUGUAAUGUAUCCGGUUGAGACACUCCUCCUGACAAUGCAUGUAUGUUAGAUGAACCAGCAGAUGCUACUGAUGCUAGCAAUAACAGUUCGCAGCU
This is a messenger RNA of Stereum hirsutum FP-91666 SS1, 2668 nucleotides long. Its product is annotated as P-loop containing nucleoside triphosphate hydrolase protein. Lineage: Eukaryota; Fungi; Basidiomycota; Agaricomycetes; Russulales; Stereaceae. The transcript has 21 exons. The coding region runs from base 571 to 2517 and encodes 648 amino acids. Gene Ontology annotation, molecular function: ATP hydrolysis activity; ATP binding. The record is from RefSeq and is a predicted model, not a curated record.